Jatropha curcas is the source of this 2836-nucleotide messenger RNA. RefSeq names its product adenosylmethionine-8-amino-7-oxononanoate transaminase (gene BIO1). Gene Ontology annotation, biological process: biotin biosynthetic process. Lineage: Eukaryota; Viridiplantae; Streptophyta; Magnoliopsida; Malpighiales; Euphorbiaceae. Gene Ontology annotation, cellular component: mitochondrion. Gene Ontology annotation, molecular function: dethiobiotin synthase activity; pyridoxal phosphate binding; S-adenosyl-L-methionine:8-amino-7-oxononanoate transaminase activity. The record is from RefSeq and is a predicted model, not a curated record.
CGCUUUCAAAUUUCGUACUCACCCGUUAAACCGUUACAUCACUGUGUUACUCUUCGCUACUUCUUCUCCGUUAUCAUGAUGCUCCUUCUCUCUUCUCUCCGCCGCUCUCACCGCCGCUUACUCCAUCUUCACCGUCAAUCUCACAACCUAUUUUCAGCUUCUACUUCACCACCACUACAAUUUCCACUAAACCACCCAAUCUAUAUGAUCUGGGGCUCCAAUACCUCCCUUGGCAAAACUCUUGUCUCCACUGGCCUUGCCUCUUCCUUCCUCCUCUCUCCACCACCCGCCACUAACACCACCAACACAACUAAACGGCGUAAAUUUCUCUAUCUCAAACCCGUUCAAACUGGUUUUCCCUCUGACUCUGAUUCCCAUUUUGUAUUUUCAAAACUUUCCUCUCUCGCUUCCCGCUAUAAUCCACCUUUCUCUCUUCUCGCCUCCAAUUCCGUCCUCAAAUCCUCUCUCUCUGCCGCUAAAUCCUUUGGCGGAUGUUUUGAGACCAAUGAAUUUAAAUAUGGAAUGUACAAUUUGAACUUCAAUGAGAAGAAAAAGGUUUUAAGGGAUGAGGCUGGUGUUUCGGAGUUAAUUUGCGAGACAUUGUAUGCAUGGAAGGAGGCAGUUUCUCCACAUUUGGCAGCAGAGAGAGAGAAUGGAGUUGUGGAGGAUUCUGCGGUGAUGGAGAUGUUGGAGCAGUGUUUGAGUAAUGAAUUAAAAUUUGAGGGUGAAAAUGAGACGAUGGAUGCUUUUUGUGUGGUUGAGACUGCAGGAGGGGUUGCCAGUCCCGGUCCUUCAGGAACCUUACAGUGUGAUUUGUAUCGGCCCUUCCGCUUCCCUGGCGUUCUUGUGGGAGAUGGGCGUCUUGGUGGUAUUUCUGGAACCAUUUCUGCGUAUGAAAGUUUAAAGCUUCGAGGUUAUGACAUUGUUGCUGUAGUUUUUGAAGAUCAUGGCCUGGUUAAUGAAGUGCCAUUACUUUCAUAUUUGCAAAACAGGGUGCCUGUAGUUUUGCUGCCACCUGUUCCACAAGAUAUGUCAAAUGACCUGGUAGAAUGGUUUGGUUCUUCUAGCGAACCAUUCAAUUCUCUACAGGGAAUAUUGCUAUCAGCUUUUUCAGAAAGAUUACGGAGAUUGAAAGAAAUGCCUAAGAAGGCAACAGAUGUUUUUUGGUGGCCAUUUACUCAGCACAAGCUUGUACCAGAAGAAACUGUUACUGUCAUUGAUUCAAGGUGUGGGGAGAACUUUGCAGUCUACAAGGCCCAAAACAAAGAUUUCAUAACUGAACAAUUUGAUGCAUGUGCAAGUUGGUGGACCCAAGGACCAAAUGCUACUCUACAGAUUGAGCUUGCAAGAGAUAUGGGUUAUGCUGCUGGAAGAUUUGGUCAUGUCAUGUUUCCUGAGAAUGUUUAUGAGCCAGCCUUAAAAUGUGCAGAGCUUUUGCUUGAGGGUGUGGGCAAAGGCUGGGCUUCUAGGACAUAUUUUUCAGACAAUGGAUCAACAGCCAUUGAAAUUGCUCUGAAGAUGGCAUUCCGUAAAUUUUCUAUUGAUAAUGGAAUCUUUCUAGAUUGUGCGAAGAGUAAUUUAGCUGACAGACAGAUAGAGCUAAGGGUUCUUGCUCUUAAAGGAUCUUAUCAUGGUGAUACUCUGGGAGCAAUGGAAGCACAAGCGCCAUCAUCCUAUACAGGCUUCCUCCAGCAACCAUGGUAUACUGGAAGAGGUCUUUUUUUGGAUCCUCCUACAGUCUUCAUGUGUAACAGCAAGUGGAAUCUUUCCUUACCUGAUUGGCUGCAUUAUGAGAAUGUUACUAACAAUGACAUGGUGUUCAGCUCUCGUGAUGAAAUUUUUGAAAAGAUCAGGGACAAAUCAGAUCUCUAUCGAAUUUAUUCAUCAUAUAUAACACAUCAACUAUCACAAUACCCAGGAGCGGAAGGAACUGUCCAUAUUGGAGCAUUAAUUAUAGAACCAGUUAUACAAGGUGCUGGAGGAAUGCUUAUGAUUGAUCCACUUUUCCAACGGGCACUUGUAAAUGAGUGUCGAAGAAGAAACAUUCCAAUUAUUUUUGAUGAAGUUUUUACGGGAUUCUGGCGUCUUGGAGCAGAGAGUGCAGCAAAACUACUUGGUUGCAUACCAGACAUAGCCUGCUAUGCAAAGCUGAUGACUGGAGGGCUUAUACCCUUGGCUGCCACCUUGGCUACAGAAGAAGUUUUCAAUUCAUUUAUUGGGGAUUCAAAGCUCAAGGCCCUUUUGCAUGGACACUCAUACACUGCUCAUGCUAUGGGGUGCUCGGCAGCUGUUAAAUCCAUCAAAUGGUUCAAGGAUCCCAGGACAAACCUCAAUGUCAUUGCAGAACAAAGGUUGCUUAGGGAGUUAUGGGAUGCUGAAUUGACGCAGCAGAUCUCAUCACGUCCUUCUGUUCAAAGAGUGGUUGCAUUGGGAACUCUGUUUGCUCUAGAACUACAAGCAGAAGGGAGCAAUGCUGGAUAUGCAUCGCUGUAUGCGCGGUCUCUUCUUCAGAAGCUCCGUGAAGAUGGUGUUUACAUGAGACCUUUGGGUAAUGUCAUCUAUCUUAUCUGCGGGCCAUGUACAUCUCCUGAAAUAUGCAGGCAACUACUCAUCAAACUUCACGCAAGACUUGAAGAGUUCAACCAAGCUAAAGAGCAGCAGGCUUCCUGUUAACUGUGAACCCCAAUUUCCGGUUUUCAUUUUCUGAAUAAAGGAAACUAAAAAUUCCCUCGGACUAUUUUGAAUACAUUAUUAUUUUUGUCAAUGACAUAAGUAAUACUGAUAACUUUGUUGAUGAAAUGCACAUUAAACAAGGAUAUGAUAUGAAAUUUAAAAA